UUUCAUCACGCCUCCGCCAUUGUUACAAAUGUAAAUAUUAAAUUUACACAAAAAUUUCAGUUAAUAAGCAAGUUAUUUCAUCAAACAUACUAUCGGCUGAUGUUUAUUGCUGUAGUAAUUAUAAUAGUUCAACCUUCGCACAACUAUUGAUCGAAUGAGAUAAUAAGUGCGCAUUGGUAGUGAAGAGGAAUUAAAGCUAUCCGCAAUUUUCAAAAUGAGUGAAUUAGAGAAAAUUGUUGAACAGAAAUUAGCGGAGGCUCGCAAAUGCAGUGAAAGCAAAAAAAUCGGUGAAAAAGUUGAUUCAAAGAAUACUUCGGAAGUUGAACGAAAGGAUUCUAAAAACUCGAAAGAUAACCAAACCAGUACUAAGGACUCAAAUGGUACAGACAAAAAAAAGGACACUACAAACGAGAAAAAGCUGUCUGAUUCAAGUAGGAAACCAGGAAACAGCUCGAAAGAUAACCAAAUCAGUAAUACGAAUUCGAAUGGUACUGACAAGAAAAAGAAUUCUUCGACUGAGAAAGCUCAAUCUGAUUCAUGUAAGAACUCGGGAAACACUUCCGAUAAAGGGAGAUCUUCAGCGCAAGAUUCUGUGAAGUCCAAUGACAAAACAUCGAGUGUAAGUAAGCCUUCACAAAGCUCAACGGAUGCUAACAAAAACUCAUCGGGAAAACCAGCAAGUAAUAAGAAUUCUACUUCAACUAAAAAUGAUUCAAAUAGUACUACAAAACAUGCCAGUAAUUCAUCUAGCAAUUCUGCGAAUAAAAGUUCAACUACAAAUACAAACGACAAAAAAGCACCCUUAAGUAAAAAUAACGAAGCUAACAAAAAUCAGAAAACUUCGUCCGGCACGAGCAAUAAAAACAACGUAUCUAGUAAGGUUCCAACCAAUAAAGAUAAUAGUAACAAAAACGCAAAUAGCAAAACUAACGCAAACUCUUCUGCGAAUAAGACUUCAUCAAAAACCAGCAACAGUAAAGAUUCUGGUAAGACGUCCUCUUGUAAGGAUUCAAAAUCGGAUGAAGCUAAAAAGUCAUUAAAAAAGAAUUUAGCUAAUGAUGAAUCGAAAAAUAAUAGUAAAGAUGUGACAAAUGAUAAAAAAUGUCCCGAAAAAUCAACAAAGAUUACCGAUACAGAAGAGGCUGGACAUAAGGACCAAGCUAAAAAUCGCUCGCGCUCAACGAGCAAAACAAAACGCGAUAGAUCCAAGAGCCCAAGAAAUCGCAGUAAUAUAGAAAGAUAUGGAUCCUCUGCCAGCAGAUAUUCGAGGCACCGACCAUCCGCACGAAGUGGUAGAUCACCACCACGAAGAAGAUCGCCAUCACGAGGACGAUCUCGUUCACCGUUAGGAUACCGCGACUCACGGCGAUGGAGUCCACGACGACAUUCUCGCAGCCCUACCCGAAGAUCUCGAAGCCGAUCACGUUAUAAUAGAAGCCGAUCUCCGGAUAAAGCACUAAUGGCAAAAAAAAGUUUUCUCGAUGAUCUUGCGGUUAGGUUUGCGCUGGAAGGGAAAGAAUUCCCCGAGCUAGAGCAGUACCGGUGUGCAACUAACAGUCAAUUUGUAUCGUAUCCAAUUGAGAGUUAUUCUCAAAUUGCCCAAGAACAUGGUUCUAGAACCUUCGGAAGGCCCAUGUACCCUACGAAUGUAGGAGCACAGAUGGGUGAAUCUCCUAUGAUGUACGCAAAUCCAUUCAAUCCUAAUCCAUACGAUUACUCAUCCGAUGCAUUUCCUGAGCCGAUUAUUGACGUACCGCCUGUCGCGAAUAUGGGCAUUCCUGCUCUCAUGGACCUUCGUCCAGUCAUUGAGGUUCCUCCACUUAUUUCUUACCCAAUCUCUGGAAUGCCAUCUUUGCUGGAUUCACCUAGCUUUUCUGAAGUUGGUGGCAAUCCACAGGAAAUAAUAAAUUCCCAGACAAAGGAUUCUUCAAAAAACAAAGUGCUUGUCGACGACUCGUCCUUCUCCCAAUUCCUAGGAUCUCAACCGCCAGAAAAGUAUACUAGAGCUAAAGUAAAAAGGUGCGUGAUUCAAGCGGUAGAGUUAUUGGACAAUUUAGGUUCUGAAAUCAGUAGCACCACAAAGUUCAUGUAUCGUACGCCCACUUUUUACGAGAACAAUGUGAACGAAAACCGAUCACCGGUGGUACAAACCCCGACGAAUCCACGGUUUGCGUUCAGCAGUCAUACGGGCGAAACCAGUGAUCCAUUCGGGAAUAUUCCUCGUAAACUUAAACCAAUCAUUGAGCUUCUUCGUCUAGAUGAGGGAAGAAUUUCAAAUAAAAUAUUCCAACGCCAGCAGAAACUUUUGCAAGCUACAAACCGUCAUCGAGAGAAAUUGGAAUUUGAAGAACGACAACAGCGUCUGCUCCCAAAGGUAACACUACAGAAGAACACCCAGACCGAUCCAACCGUAUGCACUGAAUGUCUGCUGCGAAUGGUCAAAGUUAAAGUAAAUGGUCAAACUCAAACUGCCACAGUACCCACCGUUGACUCUGUUGCGCAGACAAACCCCAUGCCUGCACAAACACAGAGUGAGUUUGGUUCAAUAACGGAACUCACACCGAAUCAAGUGCGUGCCGUCAGUGAGCUAAUUAAAUACAUUAAGUUGACUGCUACUAGUGGAUCAUUGAUAGAAAUGCGAGAUAGUAUGCAAAAUGAUCAGGUGUACAAUCUUAAUGGCGACCUUCGUACAGCUUAUACAUUUUUUAAUGCCAUGGUCGAACAUAAAAAUCCAAUUGAACAACCACAAGAAAUUCUAGAAGAGCUGGAUCCAGUGAUCGAUCAUGAAACAGACGAUUUUGAAGAUGUCGUUCAUUAUGACGAUAAUCAUGGUCCAAUUGACGAGUAUGAAGAGUAUCACCGAAAUUUUUGCGGAGGCGAUCAGGAUACUGACAUGUUUGAAGAACAAAACCAAGAUAACUUCACGCGAGAAAUUUAUGAUGACAUCCAAGAUGAUUUGGGUCCAGUGUUCGAGCGAAGAAUGCAAGCUCGAAGAUCUUUUGACUUCGACAAUAAUCUGAUGAACACCGGUAGUGCAAUUAGUGAUCAACCCUUCGGUUCAGGUGAUGGAAGAUUCAUGGAACCAGGUCGCAGUAAUUUUAAGCAACGUGGUCGUGGAGGAAUGUUGAAGACGAGAGGAUUUGCCCAUAUCAACAGAAUGAAUUAGCUAUAUGAUUGAAAACGCCGAAGCCAACAGGACUACCGGUCGACGCCUACACCUGGAGACGCGAUCUUGCACCUGGAAGCCACUAUUGGAGGUUGGAAAUGCAGCAUUUGGACGAAUGCUUUGCGAACAGCAACGCAGCUUAACCAUAUUAAUAUAAAAAAUUGUACUUUAAAAGCUAAAUAAAAAAACAUUACAUGAAAUGAUUUGAAAUAAACAAUAACCCUUAAA
Messenger RNA from Topomyia yanbarensis, 3394 nucleotides. Its product is annotated as protein SON-like. Bases 215 to 3166 code for a protein of 983 amino acids. The transcript is spliced from 5 exons. The record is from RefSeq and is a predicted model, not a curated record. NCBI's taxonomy places the organism in Eukaryota, Metazoa, Arthropoda, Insecta, Diptera, Culicidae.